AACAAAAAAAAACGGAAGUAGUACAUCGAAAACGCUAAUUGAAGGAGUGAAGUCUAUGCCAUCUGAAGUGAAUGCGUCCUAGGAGGUUUUUUUUUGGCAAGUGUCAGGAACAUGGUCAAUCUUGCGGGCCGCCCCAGACCAUGGGACUGAUCGGCUCGCUCCGGCCACCAUUCAUCAAGUGGUGGUUCAAGCAUUAGGGGUUACUUACCUCAAGAGUCUGAUCGCUCCCGCAAUAGUGGUAGACGAUUCUCAUGCAAGAAGAGAAAGACUGUUGGAACGACGUCUGGUCAGCUGGUGGACGGACAGGUAUACUGUAUGGAAGUGACUGUUUCCGGAGAGUGACCCCACCACCGCCGUGCCUUUUCCGGUUCUGGUAUGGAGAGCUAUUAUUAUUAUUUUCACCGGGAAACUCGUCCUGCGUUCCCGCUCCUAAGUACUUGUCGUGGUUGGUAAACUACAGUGUCCUUUUUGUUCAAUACAAAUGCAAACAGAAAUACAAUAACAAUAAUAAAAUAAAAAUAAAAAAGUAGAGUGAGGGCAUUGUAUAAAUUUAUAUGCAGAAAUUGAAUAUAUACAGAUAUUACAGUGUCAUUCUAAUGUGGCGAAUGCAAAUGUAAGCGAAUAAUUCAGCCUGGUUUCCGUAAACUUUAGUUUUGGUACUGCCUGGCUUUCACCCAGGGGUCGCGACGCCGUUCCUACAUCAAGCUAUGGAAAUAAAGGAUGUUUUCACAUAUAGGUAUGGGAUCGACUCUCCACACCUUAUUA
Umbelopsis ramanniana AG is the source of this 765-nucleotide messenger RNA. RefSeq lists its product as uncharacterized. The record is from RefSeq and is a predicted model, not a curated record. Lineage: Eukaryota; Fungi; Mucoromycota; Umbelopsidomycetes; Umbelopsidales; Umbelopsidaceae. Bases 252 to 530 code for a protein of 92 amino acids. The transcript is spliced from 2 exons.